This is a messenger RNA of Pundamilia nyererei, 1950 nucleotides long. RefSeq names its product interferon-inducible GTPase 5-like. The transcript has 4 exons. The record is from RefSeq and is a predicted model, not a curated record. Gene Ontology annotation, molecular function: GTP binding. NCBI's taxonomy places the organism in Eukaryota, Metazoa, Chordata, Actinopteri, Cichliformes, Cichlidae. The annotation marks the transcript as partial. Gene Ontology annotation, cellular component: membrane.
UUAUCGAGGAUCAGGGUGGCUGUUCAAACUGACUGUAAAUCAGUUACAAUAGAAAUUAAAGCUCUACAACUCCAUCACAAACCAUUAGCUGCUGGAAUAGUCAAGGAGCCACUGGGGAUGGACGACAUCACACUAAAUAUCGCCAUCACUGGAGAAUCUGGUUCUGGCAAAUCCACCUUUGUAAAUGCCUUCAGAGGCAUCAGUGACGAAGAUGAGGGAGCCGCUCCGACCGGCAUUGUAGAAACCACCUCAGAGGUCACACCGUACCCCCAUCCAGAGUAUCGUAAUGUUACUUUAUGGGAUCUUCCUGGAAUCGGCACCACCAAGUUUACAGCUGAUAAAUACCUGGAGCUUGUUGGAUUUGAGAAGUUUGACUUCUUCAUCAUCAUCUCAGCUGCUCGGUUCAAAGAGAAUGAUGUGAAACUCGCUCAGGAGAUUCAGAGGAUGAAGAAAAAGUUCUAUUUUGUUCGCUCAAAGAUUGACAACGAUAUAAAUGCUGAGAGAAGAAAGAGAGACUUCAGUGAAGAGAGGACUCUGACAACAAUCAGAGAAGACUGCAUUCAAGGAGUCAGAGGACUGGGCAUCAAGUCGCCACAGGUCUUCCUGGUGUCCAGCUUUGAGCUCCACCUGUACGACUUCUCUCUCUUACAUGAGACCUUAGAGAGAGAACUUCCUGAACUCAAGAGAGAUGCUCUGCUGUUUGCUACACCCAGUUUCAACCUGGAGAUCAUCAGCAAGAAGAAAGAAGCUUUCAAGUAUUUCAGUACAAGCACAGACGACCAAUUUGGAUUUGCAUUAGUUAAAGAAGAAAUUAAUGAAGCUGUGCUGAAGAAUAACCAACCAGCAGCUGCUGCAAAGAUCACUGAGUUAAUGAUGAAGGAGAAAAACAUCACACUAAAUAUUGCCAUCACAGGAGAAUCUGGGGCUGGUAAAUCCACCUUUGUUAAUGCCCUCAGAGGGCUGUCCGAUGAUGACGAGGGAGCUGCUCCUACUGGUGUUACAGAAACCACCAUAGAGGUCACACCGUACCCCCAUCCAAACUAUCCCAAUGUUACUUUAUGGGAUCUUCCUGGAAUCGGCAGCACCAAGUUUCCAGCUGAUAAGUACUUGGAGCUUGUUGGAUUUGAGAAGUUUGACUUGUUCAUCAUCAUCUCAGCCACUCGCUUCACGGAAAAUGAUGUGAAACUCGCUCAGGAGAUUCAGAGGAUGAAGAAAAAGUUCUACUUUGUUCGAUCAAAGAUUGACAACGAUAUAAAUGCUGAGAGAAGAAAGAGAAACUUCAGUGCAGAGAGGACUCUGACAAAAAUCAGAGAGGACUGUGUUAAAGGACUCAGAGAUUUGGGCAUCGAGUCUCCACAGGUCUUCCUGGUGUCCAGCUUUGAGCUCUACCUGUACGACUUACCUCUCUUACAGCAGACCUUAGACAGAGACCUUCCUGGACACAAGAGAGAUGCUCUGCUGUGUGCCAUGCCCAACAUCAACCCAGAGAUCAUCAGGAAGAAGAAACAAGCACUGAAAUCCAAAGUAAAAUACUGGGCUACUCUGUCUGCAGCUGGAGCAGCUGUUCCAGUUCCUGGUCUUUCUAUUGCUGUUGAUGCUGCUGUGCUGGUUGGUGCUGUCACACAUUAUGUUUUUGCUUUUGGUCUCGAUAUCCCAUCUCUGAAGAGACUUUCUGCCAGAACAGGUGUGCCAUAUGCUGAUCUGCGUGCUGUCAUCAUGUCACCACUGGCUGCAGCAGAAAUAACUACGGGGCUCCUCUUGAAGGUGAUAGUCCAACUUGGGGCUGUAGCUGCAUUAAUUGCAGCAGAGGAAGUAUGCAGAUGGAUUCCAUUUAUUGGAAUCCCAAUAGCAAUGGGUCUCUCUUUCACCACAACUUACAAAAUUCUGAAUUUGAUCCUUGAUAAGCUCGCUGAAGAUGCUCAGAGGGUGUUUGAAAGAGCUUUAGGCUGA